Prorocentrum cordatum is the source of this 630-nucleotide messenger RNA. Lineage: Eukaryota; Dinophyceae; Prorocentrales; Prorocentraceae. The record is from the annotation of a GenBank genome assembly.
AAUGAACUCUCAAGGCCCCGAGGGGGCAGUGCGAGCGGGCGAGAAGCUGCUCGAGCGUCUGCAGCUCCGGCUCGAGACUCCGGCGUCUGACCAGGUCACGCGUCGGCCUGCCUCUCGCGGCAGCCCAUAGAGGCCUGCAGGGGCGGACAAGCAUGGCGUCCAGCGUCUCCAGGACGGUGUCCGCGCUGUCGAGGAGAAGCCUCGGGAGCCGUCGAACAACAGACGCCGCCAACGCCCAGAAGCGCCUCCGCGGGCCGCCCCAGCGCGCCCCGCGGACGUCCACCAGGGGCUUCGCCCAGGGCAGCGGGAUCCGCAAGGGGCCCGAGGCCGCUGCGUCCAGGGCGAGCGCCAGGUUCCCUGGCCUCAGCCGCACCGACGGCGCCCAGGGUUUCCCGAACGUGAACGCCAAGUACCGCCCCGACGAGCACCCCCCCCUCGCGAAGCUGGGCGAGGUCCAGGAGCCAGAGGGCGCGUCGCUCGCGCACUGGAAGGGGGAUUGGAGCGCAUCCGACCUGCACAGCGCCGUGGAGGACCACGUGAUGAUGUCGUGGGGGCCCUCCGGGCCCGCGAAGGACCUGCCGACGAUCGUGGACGCGAAGGGCAUCUACCUGUACGACAGCGAGGGGAAGG